ACCACUCGUGAUGGCGCACAAGGCAAUCCAAGUGAUGGGAUUCAACCCCGCAAACCCAGUCUCGGUGUGCCAAGUCGUGACUGUGCAAACUCCGAAGCCCGGGCCAGACGAGGUGCUGCUCAAGAUUCUCUGCCGCCCCGUCAAUCCUUCCGAUGUGGUCUCGUUGAUGGGCAUCUAUCCAGGCGACUACAAGUUCCCGUAUGUCCCUGGCUUCGAAGGAAUGGGAAAGAUUCACGAGGUUGGAGCAAAUGUGAGUGGCUUGAGCGUGGGGCAGCGGGUGUUCCACACUGGACCCGGAGGAACUUGGCAAGAGUUCAUGGUAACUUCGCCGAGGAACUUGACAUUGGUGCCGGAUUCCAUCUCGGACGACGUUGCUGCGCAGUACUACGUGAAUCCGUGGACAGCAUAUGCGAUGCUCCAAUCACUCAAGGUGCCAGAGGGAGAGUACGUACUGCAGACUGCGGCCGCAUCUGUGCUUGGGAGAAUGUUUAUCCAAAUCGCUCGUCACCAAGGCAUCAAGACAAUCAACUUGGUUAGGCGAAACGAGCAAAAGGAAGAGCUUAAAGCACUCGGGGCCGACGUAGUGAUCAACUUCAAAGAGGAAAACGUACUCGAGAUCGUGAGAGAGGUAACCAAAGGAAGGAUGGUUUAUGGAGCUACCGAUUGCCUGGGAGGCAAAACCACAAAGCUUGUGAGCACGACAAUGAGGGACGAAGGCACCAUCUUGGUGUACGGGCUCUUGGACGGCGAGGACAUCAGCGCAAACCCUCCAGACGUGAUCUUUAGGCACGUCCGCGUUCGCGGCUUCCACUUGACCCGCUGGAUCGCGAAGCUCGGCGUCCCCGAGCAAAAGAAGCUCGGUGCGAAGAUCUGGGAGCUCCUGGAGAAGAAGGUGAUCACUCCAUUGACAGGGGAGAAGCUCCCGCUGGAGAAGAUCCAGGAAGCCAUCGUCAAGAGCCAGACACCAGCGAGAGGUGGAAAGAUUCUCCUAACGAGCUACUGAAGAGCUAUCUGUGGAAGAACAAUAAGAACUGUAGGUGGCGAUUUGGUUUUUAUCAUACG
Selaginella moellendorffii is the source of this 1062-nucleotide messenger RNA. Its product is annotated as enoyl-[acyl-carrier-protein] reductase, mitochondrial-like. The coding region runs from base 11 to 1003 and encodes 330 amino acids. The transcript has 6 exons. Gene Ontology annotation, molecular function: oxidoreductase activity. NCBI's taxonomy places the organism in Eukaryota, Viridiplantae, Streptophyta, Lycopodiopsida, Selaginellales, Selaginellaceae. The record is from RefSeq and is a predicted model, not a curated record.